GCCCUGGGAGACACACUUUAGGGUCGGUUGGUCGUCGCUGUUGGAGGUGUGCCGUGGGUUUUCCUCGCCGUUGCUGCCACCCGUCCCUGCAACCGCGCCCCCGCCUUGGCCCCGGCCCAGCGGCUCUCCCUGCCCUCCUCCCCUUAGCCAGCCCCUCACCCAGGUUUCUACCGUCGGGGCCCCGGGGCCAGGCUAAUGAUGCCGUCGGAGAGCGGGGCUGAGACCCCGGACCAGGCAGCUGCGCACGUGGGGACGGCUGCGGCCUUGGCGGUGACCACGGCCACCCCGGCAGGCGGCGGCCCCGACCCAGAGGCCUCACCGGCCUCCCUCGGACGGCACCUGAGUGGGCUGGGCUGGCCACAGGUGAAGCGGCUGGACGCACUCCUGAGCGAGCCGAUUCCCAUUCACGGGCGGGGCAACUUCCCCACGCUGAGUGUACAGCCCCGGCAGAUCGUGCAGGUGGUCCGCAGCAGCCUGGAGGAACAGGGGCUGCGCGUGCACAGUGUGCGGCUGCAUGGUUCCGCGGCCAGCCAUGUGCUGCACCCGGAGAGUGGCUUGGGCUACAAGGACCUGGACCUGGUGUUCCGCGUGGACCUGCACAGUGAGGCAUCCUUCCAGCUGACCAAGGAGGUGGUGCUGGCCCGCCUGCUGGACUUCCUGCCAGCUGGUGUGAGCAGGGCCAAAAUUACGCCACUGACGCUCAAGGAGGCAUAUGUGCAGAAGCUGGUGAAAGUGUGCACGGACACGGACCGCUGGAGCCUCAUCUCACUGUCCAACAAGAGUGGCAAGAAUGUGGAACUCAAGUUUGUGGACUCAGUCAGGCGCCAGUUCGAGUUCAGUGUUGAUUCCUUCCAGAUCAUCCUGGACUCCCUGCUGCUCUUUGGCCAGUGCUCCUCCACACCCAUGUCGGAGGCUUUCCACCCAACUGUGACAGGCGAGAGCCUUUACGGGGACUUCGCCGAGGCCUUGGAGCACCUGCAGCACCGCGUAAUUGCCACACGCAGCCCUGAGGAGAUCCGAGGUGGUGGCCUUCUCAAGUACUGCCACCUCCUGGUGCGGGGCUUCCGGCCGCGGCCCAGCACGGAUGUGCGUGCCCUGCAACGCUACAUGUGCUCUCGCUUCUUCAUAGACUUCCCAGACCUGGCGGAGCAGCAGCGCACCCUGGAGCGUUACCUGGAGGCCCACUUCAGUGGGGCUGACUCGGCCCGCCGCUACGCCUGCCUGGUGACGCUGCACCGGGUGGUCAAUGAGAGCACCGUGUGCCUCAUGAACCACGAGCGCCGCCAGACACUGGACCUCAUUGCCACACUGGCACUCCAGGCGCUGGCCGAGCAGGGCCCCGCUGCUGCGGCUGCCCUGGCCUGGCGCCCUCCAGGCCCUGACGGGGUGGUGCCUGCUACUGUCAACUACUAUGUGACCCCUGUGCAGCCUCUGCUGGCCCGGGCCCAUUCCUCCUAUCCCACCUGGCUGCCUUGUAACUGACUCGGACCCUAGCCAGAAGGAACUGGGCCUCCCCAUGGGAGUGGGGCCUCCAGGAAGGUGUGGAGGACAUGACCAGAGACAGGCAGUUGGUGCCAGGUGGCCCAGUACUGUUGCAAGAUGGGCCUUCGAUUAAACAGACCAGACUGCCCCAAGUGAGGCCCCUGGGGUUCUUGGCAAAUGGACCCUUCAGUUACUGCACCACACUUUUGGACCAGCAUGACAGUGGGGUGCAGGGGCUGUUUCCCUUGGGGGUCAAUUGCCUUCAAGAGACAAAGCAUAUUUGGGGUGGUAGCCUCAGUGCCACCAUCUUGGGUUGAUUUCUGUGACCUACAAAGGGUCUUUUUGGCUCGAGCCAGCCCUCAGUGAUUGCAGCACCCUCCAAGGGCCUGCAGCCUACACAAUGCUAAAAUAUAUGAUAUGUAUGGGAACUACUUGGGUCAGGCUGGGCCAGUAACAGGCCCUGCUGAUCCAACCUGGCUAAUCACUGGAAGGAGGGACACUGAGGCAAGAGGGUUUGGAGAGGGAUAGUUUAGCCCAGUCCCCUAAUUCCCCUACCCCCAGCUGUUGAGGUGUGUGGUGGACAGGAGCCAAGCAGCCUGUGUGCCACCAUCUUGGGUUGAGAGUGGCCCCUUUCCGGGGUGUUGCUCCCUUCCCUCGUGCUGUGAGGAGCCCUCCUGCCUGGGAACUUGUUCUUCAGAGGGUUCUGGGCCCAGAGUGGUCACAAGCAAGUGCUCCCACUCCACUGGCCUGGCCACCGAUCUUCACUUGGGAAAGGGAAGCUGUACUCUCCCUCCUUUCCCAUCGCUCUGCAUUUGUUACUAUUUUGCACUCUCAACACCUGCCAAUAAAGAUUGUCUACACUGA
Manis pentadactyla (Chinese pangolin) is the source of this 2346-nucleotide messenger RNA. It is a transcript of the gene TENT5B, whose product is annotated as terminal nucleotidyltransferase 5B. Gene Ontology annotation, biological process: mRNA stabilization. The transcript has 2 exons. The coding region runs from base 196 to 1482 and encodes 428 amino acids. Lineage: Eukaryota; Metazoa; Chordata; Mammalia; Pholidota; Manidae. Gene Ontology annotation, molecular function: poly(A) RNA polymerase activity; RNA binding. The record is from RefSeq and is a predicted model, not a curated record.